Messenger RNA from Phaeodactylum tricornutum CCAP 1055/1, 681 nucleotides. RefSeq lists its product with no specific name. The transcript has 2 exons. Bases 1 to 681 code for a protein of 226 amino acids. The record is from RefSeq and is a predicted model, not a curated record. NCBI's taxonomy places the organism in Eukaryota, Bacillariophyta, Bacillariophyceae, Surirellales, Neidiaceae. Gene Ontology annotation, cellular component: cytosol.
AUGUCUGCCCAAGCCUUUUGGGAUGUGGCGGCUCCGUUGAUUGCCGUCACGGAAAAGCAUCCGUUUCUCGUUGCCAUGGUCGACGGCAGUCUCGACAUGGACAGCUUUCAAUACUACGUUGUACAGGAUGCCCUCUACUUGCACGACUUUGCCUACGCACUGCGGCGUCUCGGCGACAAUGAUGGUAUUUCCCGACAAGACUCCGAGCGACUGCACGCUUUUGCCAAGGGUGCGGAAGAAGCCGAACUUAGUCUACACAAUUCAUUUUUCAAGGAAUGGAACAUUUCUGACGAUGGCGUAGAGCAAAUGCCCCAUUCCUUGCUCUACACUUCCUACAUGAAACAAGUGGUUGCCACACGACCUCACGCCGAAGGCCUGGCAGUUCUGUUGCCUUGCUUUUGGGUCUAUAUGCACGUUGGACAGUGCAUGCUCAAGCUGCGCCAAGAGCUCGGUGACAGCGUCCAAAGACCUCCGCAAUUCGAUGCCUGGAUCGACAUGUACGGUGGGGAGGAUUUUGAACACGAGGUGAAAGAUUACAUUGCCAUGAAUAACAAGGCCUGCCAAAGUGCCGACGCCGAAACGUUGAAGAAUAUGGAGAAGCAUUUUCUUACUUGCUGCAAACUAGAGCACAUGUUUUGGGAUCAAGCACAAGAACAAAUGCAAUGGCCGGUGAUUGCCUAG